AUGCUAUGUUCUUGGAUCUUCAAGAGCUCGAGGAAAUUAUAUAUUUUGAUAAUCUUCAAGAUAUUUGAAGGGACUAAAUUAUAGAUUGUACUUCUCGCUGAGGGGAUCCAACUGGCGACGCCAUGGCCAACAUUUCCAAUUAUUUCUGUUCCCGCCUCAAGAUUUGCUGCGAGACCCGCAACCUGAAGCAGGCGAAGCAGCUUCACGCGCACAUAAUCAGGUCUCUGAUAGACCCGGAGACAUUCUUGCUGAAUAACCUCGUAAACGCCUAUUACAAACUGAGCCACAUUAAGUAUGCACGCAAGGUGUUCGAUAAUAUGCGCAGGCCGAAUCUCUUCUCCUGGAACACCAUUCUCUCGGCUUACUCGAAAGAAGGGGACGUUUUGAAAAUGCAGCAGCUGUUCAAUUUGAUCCCUAGAAAAGAUGGGAUUUCCUGGAACUUGAUUAUUUCGGGGUACAUAAAGCUUGGAUUAUGUGACAAAGCUUUAGAAACUUAUAAGUCGAUGCUAAGGCAUGGGUUGAAGAAUCUCAACAGAAUCACGCUUUCGACGAUGACUAUAAUGCUGUCCAACAAGGGAUGGGUGUUUUUAGGGAGGGUUAUACAUGGGCAGAUAGUUAAGCAUGGUUUUGAAGCAUAUGCUUUUGUAGGGAGCCCUUUGGUGGAUAUGUACGCGAAAUGUGGUUUGAUAACAGAGGCGAAACGUGUGUUCGAUGAGCUGGAAGAAAGGAAUUUGGUCAUGUACAACACAAUGCUCGCCGGAUUCUUGAGAUGUCGGAUGGUGGAGGAAGCUUUUGGUUUAUUUGAAUCCAUGACUGAUAAAGAUUCAAUUUCUUGGACAACGAUGAUCACAGGACUAAUGCAGAGAGGGAUGCAUAAAGAAGCGCUCGAUUUAUUCAAGGAAAUGAGGUUUGAGGGAUUAAAUAUGGAUCAGUUUACAUUCGGCAGCAUUUUGACUGCCUGCGGAGGCCUUUUGGCGCUAAGAGAAGGUAAGCAGAUUCACGCGUACGUUACAAGAACUGAUUAUAUGGAAAAUGUGUUCGUCACUAGCGCGCUUCUUGAUAUGUACUGCAAGUGUAAGGACAUCAAGAACGCCGAGAGUGUGUUUAGCUUGAUGAAGCACAAGAAUAUCGUGUCGUGGACAGCUAUGUUGGUAGGAUAUGGUCAUAACGGGUACAGCGAAGAAGCUGUUCGAAUCUUUUGCGAAAUGCAGAAGAAUGGAGUCGAACCGGAUGACUACACAUUAGGCAGUGCGAUAAGUUCUUGCGCAAAUCUCGCUAGCCUGGAAGAAGGAGCUCAGUUCCAUGGCCGAGCUAUGGUUUCAGGGCUGAUCGCGUUUAUAACAGUCUCAAACGCGCUCGUCACUUUGUACGCUAAAUGUGGGAACAUCGACGAGUCGCACCAGUUGUUUCGAGAAAUUAAGUUCAAGGAUCAGGUUUCUUGGACAGCAUUAGUUUCAGGAUAUGCCCAGUUUGGAAAAGCCCGGGAAACGAUCGACACGUUCGAGGAAAUGCUGGCUCGUGGCGUCGAACCGGAUGGGGUCACAUUCGUCGGAGUUCUUUCAGCGUGCAGUAGAGCUGGAUUAGUCGAAAAGGGGUGCGACUAUUUUGCUUUAAUGUCGAAUAGGUACAAAAUCCAGCCGGCUCUCGAUCACUACACCUGCAUGAUCGAUCUUUUCAGCCGAGCUGGAAAUAUCGAAGAAGCCAAAAACUUCAUUCUCAGAAUGCCUUUCCAACCUGAUGUUAUCGGUUGGGCGACGUUACUGAGCUCAUGCAAGAAUCGCGGUAAUAUGGAGAUCGGGAAAUGGGCUGCCGAGUCUCUCCUGAAAUUAGACCCCCGGAACUCCGCGGGACAUGUUUUGCUCGCGGGCAUUUACGCCGCAAAAGGAAAAUGGGUCGAAGUAGCGCAGAUGAGACGACGGAUGAGGGACAACGGCGUAAGGAAGGAGCCGGGGUGUAGCUGGAUCAAGUACAAGAACAGAGUUCAUAUUUUCACAGCUGACGAUAAGUCGAGUCCUUUCUCCGAUCAGAUAUAUCAAGAACUCGAAAGAUUGAACGAGAAAAUGAUACGCGAAGGGUAUGUACCCGACAUGAACUCUGUUCUUCACGAUGUCGAUGAGUCAGAGAAGCUAAGGAUGUUAAAUCAUCACAGCGAAAGGCUGGCGAUCGCAUUCGGUUUGAUUUUCGUUCCUCCGGGACUGCCCAUCAGAGUCGUGAAAAACCUCCGGGUGUGCGACGAUUGCCACAGCGCGACAAAGAUUAUUUCGAAGAUUACGAAGAGAGAAAUACUCGUUAGGGACGCAGUGCGGUUCCAUUUGUUUAAAGACGGGCAAUGUUCUUGCGGAGACUUUUGGUAGAAAUCGAAGUGGACCCUGUAAUCGGUGUGUUUUAUUUCGAAAAAUACGAGCACUACAUAUUUUGCUAUAGAGAUAAAACAACAAAGAUUGACGAUAUAGUUCAGUGUCGUUUAGAGCCCUUCGGAGGUCAUCCUCCCGGCGACAUCUUCUGACUGGCGCCACGAACAUAUGUUUCUUACAUGUACACGAAUCGGUUCGCUCCCGAUUUCAAACAAUCUCCGGUGCAAAGCUGGUUUAGUACCUGCCUCCAUUGUGUCCUAACACUCUGAAUGUAUGCUCAUUUAUCAACAACAGCUGCUUGAGUCGACGCUGCAGAUUUGUUGCGAGGCGACAUGUUUGAUUGACUCUCCCCAGCGACAGAUCAGCUUGUUA
Messenger RNA from Andrographis paniculata, 2726 nucleotides. Its product is annotated as putative pentatricopeptide repeat-containing protein At1g68930. The transcript has a single exon. NCBI's taxonomy places the organism in Eukaryota, Viridiplantae, Streptophyta, Magnoliopsida, Lamiales, Acanthaceae. Gene Ontology annotation, molecular function: protein binding; RNA binding; zinc ion binding. Bases 123 to 2354 code for a protein of 743 amino acids. Gene Ontology annotation, biological process: RNA modification. The record is from RefSeq and is a predicted model, not a curated record.